UUCUGAAGCCAGUAGUAGACGUUUGGUCAUAGGCAGAGCUGGGAUGACUUAGUCAAUGAAAUCAGCACGUACAGAAACUCAGGUCCUGGUUUUACAGAUGAAUUAGUGUCUAAAGAGCCCCUCUGUCACCCUGUGCCCUCUGUCUCCCCUGUCCCCGAGAAAGUUUUGAGAAAUUUUCUACCAUUGAUACUGGGUCUCCUUGCUAAUCACCAAAUCAAGUCUGUGCUAAGAACCAAUGCUUUGUGUGAGUUUGUGGUUUCUUUUUAGUUUAUGAGAAGCUGUCUUCUACCCACCUGGCCUUCAGGCAUAAAAAGCCUCUUUCUAAAGAAGCAUCUAGAGUUCUGCUUCACAUCUGUAUCUGAGGGCUCCCUGUGUGGGGACUCUGUCCUUAUCAAGGAGCAUUCCAACCUGUCCUGAUUGUAGUUGGCUCCAGAGUUUUCAAAUGUCUUCAUGUGUAUUAGGUAGAGGAAGCACUCAAAUGAGCUGAGUGUUUCUACAUAACUGUGUCUUGGUUAACAGGGAAGGAUGGCUGGGUGGCACAGGCCACCCCCAAACAGAGAGAGGUAAAGACCCAAGAAGGCCAAUUUGCUUGUUUAGUAAAUUGAGACCCAUCCUUUGUCCAGUGCUGUGUCUGUUCCUGGGAAGUUUCCUGUCACAGAGUCUUAAGAGGAGACAGUCAUAUGCUAAAAAAUGAUUUCGUGUUACAAAUCAUUUAUUAUCAUGUUAUCAUGUCUUCGAUGAGGAAAUGCUGCUGUGCAGUUACAGCAAAGCAAGUGAUCUCAGAAGCUGGAGUCUCGGGUUGGCGCUGCUGCAGGAGAGAGGCAUUGGAAAGAGCAUCUCAGGAAGCAGAGGCUGAGCAGCCCCAGCUGGGGGAUGGGCUGGAGCAGUGCCCCCAGAAAGGGAAAAUUCUGAAAAAGCAUAGGAGAUAAAAGUGCUUCAAGGAUCCUGGGAACAGAGGGGAGGAAGCUGAGCUACAAUGGAAGCCCAGUGCGGUGGUGCGGAGUUCAUCCCAGAAAGUUCAAGGAGCAGCCAUGAGCUUGGAAACCAAGAUCAAGGAAUUCCCCAACUGAGAAUUGUCUUGCUUGGAAAAACUGGAGCAGGAAAGAGUUCAACAGGGAACAGUAUCCUUGGGAAAAAAGUAUUUAAUUCUGGCAUUUGUGCAAAAUCCAUCACCAAGGUCUGUGAGAAAAGGGUGAGCACCUGGGAUGGGAAAGAGCUUGUUGUCGUGGAUACACCCGGCAUUUUUGACACUGAAGUACCAGAUGCUGACACACAAAGGGAGAUCACUCGAUAUGUUGCCCUGACCUCUCCAGGGCCUCAUGCUCUGCUCCUGGUAGUUCCACUGGGGCGUUAUACUGUGGAAGAACACAAGGCUACACAGAAAAUUCUGGACAUGUUUGGAAAACAGGCUAGAAGAUUCAUGAUUCUCUUGCUCACCAGAAAGGAUGACUUAGAAGACACUGAUAUCCAUGAGUACUUAGAGAAGGCUCCUAAAUUCUUUCGAGAGGUGAUGCAUGAGUUCCAGAAUCGCUACUGUUUGUUCAACAACAGAGCCUCAGAUGCUGAAAAGGAAGAACAGAAGAUGCAAUUGUUGACCUUGGUCCAGAGCAUGGUGAGGGAAAAUGGUGGAAGAUGCUUUACUAAUAAGAUGUAUGAAAGUGCUGAGAGUGUGAUCCAGAAAGAGACCAGGAGGAUGCAAGAAUUAUACAGAGAGGAGCUAGAGAGAGAGAAAGCACGGAUAAGACGGGAGUAUGAAGAACAGAUUAGAGAUCUGAGAGAUGAACUGGAGAGGGAAAUGAGAAGGGCACGUAUGGAGAGGGAAUUCAAGGAGAGGGAAGCUGUCUUUACAAAGAAUCAACAAAAUGCUAGGAAGGAAGUUGAGAACACAAGUAUGAUACUUGAAUUAAUUAUAAAAGCAUGGGAGAUUGCUUCCUUUAUCUUCAACCAGUUUAUGAAAGACUAGGCUUAGUCUAUAAGACUAGACCUUAUUUCUAUUUUCUGCAUUUCCCUUGAUAACCCUGCCCUAUAGUGCUCACCCCUCGAUGCCCAAAUGCUCUAGCUUCUGUCUUCCAGGAUGAAAUAAUGAAGUAAAGUUUACCAUUGAUAGUUGUUCAAUUGACUUAUCGAGACAAUAACCAAUCUUUAAUUUGUGAAACUCCAAAGCUGAACGUAUUACUGCCUGCUGCCUUGAGUUCUUCCUCAAAUGAAAACCACCCAGGAGGCCACAGAAAAUGACUGUAAGACGAACCCAUUUCUCCUCUGGAAUCUCAACAGCAAUCCUCACCCGCAGCUUCCACACACGAUACCCAUAAUUUGGACAACCACCUUGUAUGUUUUAUUAGGAAGUUCCAUUCUUUGCAUGAGGUAAUCUUUAGUCAGAGAUAUAUAGCAGACAGUUCUCAAUGGACAUCAGGUUUGUUUAGUUAUAUUUUCACAAAUGGCAUCAAGUUGUUCCCCAGCUGGCCUUUGAAGGCCAAGCAGAUCUCACCAGUCAAGUAAUCCAGGUUGAACACAAGUUAGCAGCUCGGCAGGUGACACCACAAUGUUUGCUCUGUUCUGGUGGGCCUCCAACCUUUUCACCAGUGUGAUCAGUAGUCAGCUCUCUCCUUGAGAAACGAACUGGCUACUGCUUCUGCCCCCACCCAGCUCAUUUGCUUAUUGCUGUUAUAAUAAACUUUUCUGUUGCCUCACACA
This is a messenger RNA of Mus caroli (Ryukyu mouse), 2694 nucleotides long. RefSeq names its product GTPase, IMAP family member 4 (gene Gimap4). NCBI's taxonomy places the organism in Eukaryota, Metazoa, Chordata, Mammalia, Rodentia, Muridae. The record is from RefSeq and is a predicted model, not a curated record. Gene Ontology annotation, molecular function: GTP binding. Gene Ontology annotation, cellular component: cytosol.